Molecule: messenger RNA, 2976 nt
Organism: Penicillium brasilianum
Lineage: Eukaryota; Fungi; Ascomycota; Eurotiomycetes; Eurotiales; Aspergillaceae
Source: the annotation of a GenBank genome assembly
CUAGCCUCCUCUUUUAGAGCCUGUUCGCGCGAUAAAGGUAAAUUAGUGUAUUGCCUACUCGUGUCUAGUGUCUGAGUAUCGUCCCAUCGAGACCAACUCAUAAAACGUGGAACGACUGGGUCUGGUUCCGUGAAAUCUCGACGCUUCCACAUCAUACCAAGCCUACGCCCUCCUCCCCCAUUUUGUCUGGCGCGAAACACGUACUUCCCAUUCCUCCUCCCUCUGCUCCUCUCCUCUCUCUCUCCUUUCUAUUCUCUCGCAAUUCUCAUUCUGCUCUCCCUCGUGCUCGCGUUUCUUUGUUCCUCGACUCCAUGCCUAGAGACUGUCCACCCGCCCUUUGAGCCGCUCUAGUCCAGUUGCCGAUCCCAGGUAGAACGGGCCCUUUGAUCCUCAACCUCGUCUUGCGCCCGCUCCUCCUUGAGACAGUGCCAUUGCCAGUCCCCCUUCGAUCGGCUGGACAAGGCAAUCCCCGUCGCAUGCAGGCGACCAGCAGAAGGCAAGACAGAGAUUGAAAGCGCACCACCGAAACACACCCCAUAGUCAGCCAAGCCAAAGCAGCCAACGGCCAACAGCCAACACGUUUUGCCCCCCACCCAAAGUCCGUCGCACAUAAUAGCCCCAUGUCUGCCUCAACCGCCACCGCCUCCGCCUCGCUCUCCGACUGUCCGCGCCCAGGGCGACUCCGUCGCUUCAGCCAGCUUCGUGCCUAUACACAAAACCUAUCUCACUCUUCUCCCGGUGGGCAUCGGUCGCGUAACAGUCUGAGUAGUCGAGUGCCUUGGCUAUCCCCAUCCUCGUCGGGUCCGGAGUCUCCAACGCAACAGGUGGGGAACUCCACUGCUCCAGGCCCCGAAAGUGACCACCCAGCCCUGUCUCGCUACACUUCUGCACCCACUGCGGGCUCCCACGGUCUCGGCGUCGACACACAAACGUCAUCGGCCGAGUCUUCUAGGUCAACUCCUCCAGGCGAGUCAGCUCAACCUCCCCCCAAUGUCAUGGCGCGAUUAAGGAGUGCUUCGGCCGUGCAAGGUCGCCCGCCUCGUACGAUCGCGCUCGCAAGAACCACCGCCCCGGAGGCUCCCCCCUCUCCCCCAGAACCGACCUCUGCGGCCACCGAUGCACCCGACUCGACGGGCGCGAUUCCAGCGGACACUGCCCAGGUCACCGCCGUGACCUCGAAGAAGGCAACCAUUCGAUUUUUCCCGUACCAGGACACUUUCCAGAGCUCGAGACCGUCCCUCCCGUUCGUCCCCAUUGCACGCACGUUGCCCUCUGAGAGCUCCGUCAUUCGAGUUGGUCGGUACUCUGAACGAGAUGGCAUCCCAAUCCCCAACCCCACCGAGCCCUCAGACGCCCCCGUAGGCUUUAAAUCGAAGGUGGUCAGUCGGAAACACUGCGAGUUCAUCUAUAGUAAUGGCCAGUGGCACAUCAAGGACGUGGGAAGUUCUUCUGGCACGUUUUUGAACCAUAUGCGAUUGAGUCAGCCGAAUAUGGUGUCUCGCCUAUACUCGAUUAAAGACGGCGACAUCGUGCAGCUGGGAAUUGAUUUCCGUGGCGGCGAAGAGAUGAUUUUCCGUUGUGUUCGGAUUCGAAUCGAGUGCAAUCGCUCCUGGCAGCAGCAGCAGAACGAGUUUAAUAAAAAUACCGAGAGUCUCAUCAAAAACCUGGGCAAAGGAGAUGGAGCUGACUACUCUGGUUGUCGAGAGUGUUCGAUCUGCCUCGGCUCUGUUUUGCGCCCAUAUCAAUGUCUUUUCAUGGCAGCCUGCGCCCACGUCUGGCAUUACAAAUGUAUCAGUCGAUUACUGCACUCUCCGGACUAUCCCAUGUUCCAAUGUCCCAACUGUCGUGCAUUCACCGAUCUCAGCGCGGAAGUCGACGACACCAACGAUGUCGUUGAAAAUGACGAAGCCAACGCGCCAGCCGAAGCUACAUCGGCAAAUGACUCUGCUGACUCUGCAUCUAUAACGCAACCUGCCGUAACUGCACAAGCUACGACAAAUGGUGUGGGGGAGCAGCAACCGACUCCGUUGGAGCCGCACACCGAAGAACCGGACUUUGUCACCGACGUUGAGAAUUUACACUUGCAAGACGAUAAUGAUGAGGCAUCCGGUUCUGCAAUCGAUAUGGAGGAUGGCCGCAGCUCGGACUCCCCAGCUCCGAACGCCAGUAACGACGACCUUACUCGCAGCGCUACCAUCAGUAUUCCCGAAUUCCAACCCUCGCAGCCUCUCAACGUUCCCGCGGCUCGACGACCACAUCUUCGUGCAGACACACCCGGUCGCUCAGAGACAUCCGAUGACAACCCUCUGACCCCACGUAACGACUCGGGCCCUCUAGCCUUUGACGGGCGUGCCGGUGUGCGGUAAUCGGAGCAUCGCACACCCGCAAUAAUCUUAAUUGACGACCUCUCGGACUAUUAUUCAUUGAAUUCACCGUGUGCUAUUUGAGGGCAUUUAUCAUUUCCCUUUGCGUCAUUUCUUGCGUUACCUGGUGGUCCUUUCUGGGAUAAUCCUCUUGAUCUUGAAAUGCUUUGGAAUUUCCAGCUCAUCUUCCCGCCGCAUCUUGUAAUAGCGUUUCGCGAUUAAACCGGACCUGCUCAUGGCACUUCGGCGUUUCCUCUUUUCAUUACCAACAGCCUCCAUUUUCUCUCUUUCUUCCGAGUUGAUGUCAAUCUCUACUGUCAUUCCUCCCCUAUCUGUCUCGUUCUAUCCGCGAUGCAUCCCACCCUCCGUCAUUUUCGAUAUACCCCAUUUUCAGCAAACCCAGGCUUUUCUGUAUGAACUUGGUGAUCUUUGGGGCGACUAGGAUCCUUCUGCUUGGUCGGAAUCUCGUCGUUUCCCCCAUUUUCUAUCAAGAUACCGAAUACCUCGCAAAACUUUUUGUCUUGGGUUUGGCGUUUGAUUCCGCAUUUUCUGUCUCGAUAGCCUGGGUAUCUAUGAAUUUUUUCAUUCUCCAAUUUUUUUGCGUGUCGCCGCC